AUAGCAGCAGGGGAGGUGACAGCGGCAGGGGAGGGGAUGGCGGCAGGGGAGGAUGGAGCGGCGAAGGUCGCAGGGAAGGAGAGCAGGGAGCGGCGGGGGCAGGGGAGAGGGUGGCAGGGGAGGCGGCAGGGGAGGCCGCGUGCAAGGCGGCUACAGCCAGGGAGCUGGCGAUCAGGGCAGGUCCCAAACAAGUCCGGCACCAUACAACCCCAACCAAAGGAACUACCAGACCUACGAAGUGCCUCCGGGCGGCUACGAUGCGAAUCGUAGCGGAUAUGACCCGAAUCGUAGCGGUUAUGACGCGAAUCGUAGCGGCUACGAGCAAAAUCGUGGCUACGAAUCGAAUCGUAAUAGCUACGAUCAGAAUCGAAGUGGCUACGAUCCGAAUCGGGGCUACGAGCAGAAUCGAGGUAGCUACGGCGGCCACCAGGGCGGGUACAAGAGCUAUGAUAGCAUGGGAGGCUACAACCAAGGGUACAGUCAAGGCGGUAGCGGCGGUGGUGGUGGCUCUGGCGGUUACAAUAAGAACUACCAAGGCGGCUAUCAACAGCAAGGCGGCUACCAGAACGAACACGACGACCGCGACCGGCGCGGGCGCAGCGGGUACAGAGGGAGGCGUUGAUGCGAUGCAGUAUGGAGGAAGCGUAGAAAGUGCUACCAUGGUUGCAACUCAUCCCCGUAACAGAGUAAGCUUGUUUUUAUCAGUGUUGUGACAAUCUGGGUACAAGUUGAGAGGUAUAUGUCGAUUAUUCGACUUUCGGUUUCAUAUUUUGAUAAAUUACAACUACCAAAAAACAUCUGAAUGUUUUGGACUAAAUAUGGUUACAGUCUAACCCACAAUUCACUGUAAGUUUAAGAUAUACAGCAUUAUAACUCAGUGUGCUUCAAAAAAUAAAAUAUCACUAACCUGCAAUCAAAUUAAUGUAAGUUCCUUUAACGGAUUUUGCAAAUAGAUUAUUUUUUUAUCCAGAAAUAUGGUUGCAAGACAUCCUUUGGUCACCCAAUACCAUUUAUUAAAUAAGAAUGUUUCCAGAUUGUCCCUACAAUGAAAUAUAGACCUGCUUAUUAUGUAUCAAUAAUUGUAAGUUAAUAUCCCUGUAAUAUUUGCAGUUAUAUGUGGCAUAACAGAAAAAACAUAGAAAACUAAUAGAGAUAUAUUUAGAUGGUGAUAAUAAUGUAUUUUAAAACGCAUAGAUAUAGAUGUUUAUAUACGUCCAUAUUAUUUAUUUCCCAAAAAAAUGUUUUACAUAACAAGGUUUUGUUUCCCUGGCACCCAAACUAGGUUAACCUGUAUUUUGGGUGACAGUGUUCCUCCACAAGUAAACUAUAAUUUGGCAAGGCCAGCAUGGUUGCCUAGGGUCUAAAAUCUUAGUAGUAGAGGAGACCCGUGCCCAACUGUGGGACAGUAUAAAUACAGGACUGAUAUGACUACUAUGACUGCAUUCCAAUUUUAUUUUCUGAUUAUGGUAAAGUUUCGAUUCAGGUUAAGGAAAGUUUGUGAGUUUUUAAUAAACAUGCCAGUAAUCUCUGGAUUGUAGUUUAUGAUAUACUACCCCUACUGGCGUAUCUUGCAGGCAUAAGUUACAUCUCUGUCUACCCCUUCGAAUUUACAUGCGUUUAGCUUUCGUAUAGCUUCUGAGCCCAGAUUGGAAUUUGUGCCUAACGGGGAUAAUUUGGCUCGCCACCUAUUCCAUCAUGAGUUGCAAUAUAAAUGGAAGAGGGUGUACUGUUCUCUACAUAUCCCUUCGAACUACCCGUGAUGAUGAUGUAAAACAUAUAUGUAUAUAUGUGGGCGUAUAUAAACAAUUAUAUCAGCAAAGUCGAACAAUAUAAUACGCUGAAUUAUAAAAUAAUAUAAAGAUGAUUAUUUCAUGUUUUAAUGCAAACUCACGGUUCAGCCCCUUUAAGAUAUCCCAAAAGCACGGCUUUUAAGUCGAUCGUUUAAUAGGGCACCGGCCUAUGUUUGAUUUUGUUCAUUAUUCUGUAUGUAAUGGUUACAUAUAGAAUAAUGAACAAAAUCAAUCAAUGAACAAAAUCAUUUUAUCACGAAAAAGAAGCACUCCUGCGAAAAUUGCAUAAAAAUUGGUUAAAAAAUUAGCUAGUAAUUCAUAU
Messenger RNA from Manduca sexta (tobacco hornworm), 2112 nucleotides. RefSeq names its product TATA-binding protein-associated factor 2N-like. Lineage: Eukaryota; Metazoa; Arthropoda; Insecta; Lepidoptera; Sphingidae. The record is from RefSeq and is a predicted model, not a curated record. The coding region runs from base 53 to 622 and encodes 189 amino acids. The transcript is spliced from 3 exons.